GCCAAAAAAAAAAAAAAAAAAGGAAUGUGACGAAUGCGAUAUUGGCGUUCUCCAUCUGUAUGUUUCUGCAGAAACAAGUGACAAUAAAAACUUUUUUCUUUUCUGUGUGAUGAUAUUUUUACCAUAUAAUAGAUCUGAGACUUUUCCCAAAUUCUGAGAAUUACAUUUUUCAAUUUCCUCUUUGAAAGUUAUCUUCUUUAUGCUCUCGUUGCUCAUUUGCUCAAUCUAAGGUUUCCCCUUUGGUUUUUGAUUUCGUGCUUUUCUCCUCCAUUUCUGAUGCCAUUUCACCUUUGAGUUUUUUUUUGUUUUUUUUAUUGUCAAAAACAUAAAAUAAAGGUUCUUUGUGUGAUUCUCUUAGAGAAUUUGGGAACUUUGAUCUGUAUCUCUUGCCCGUAGAUUUAGGUUUCUGAUUUGAUGAAUUUGUGGGUCUACGUACUCCUCCUCUUCUCUGCGGUAGCUGGAUUAUGCGUACCUUCUGGGUUCGCUUACGUUGACGUUUGCGAUCACGAAUUCGUGGUGUUCCGAUCCGGAAUUGAGCAGAAAUGUCCUCGCUCUCUCUAUCCGAGCCCUCCUGUCGAGGUAGAUGGAGACUUGCUAGACAGACUCAUGGAUGCAAACCAUGGAAAUGUAUAUACAUCCAUACUGUUUUAUGCCAAGCGGUGCCCGAAUUCACGUGCAGUACACCCGAAGUUUGAUGUUCUGAGUUCAAUGUUUCCUCACAUAAAGCACCUGGUUGUUGAGCAAUCUCAGGCUUUACCAUCUGUCUUUUCUAGGUAUGGUAUUCAUAGCUUGCCCUCAAUCCUGAUGGUGAAUCAGAAUGUGAAGGUGCGAUACCAGGGUCAAAAAGAUCUUAAAUCCCUGAUUCAGUUUUACAAGGAUACAACAGGUCUUAAACCUGUCCAGUAUGUGGAUGAAGGUGAACCAGCAAGCUUGGAAACUGAUGGAAACCUGAUCACAUGGCUACUCAACGGGUCAUCUGUCAAAGAAAUAGCAGAAAGAGAGCCAUACAUGGUACUUGCACUGAUGUUUCUGGCUCUGAAACUGGCAAUUUUAAUCUUCCCCAUCAUGGGAUCGCGCUUGAAAACAUUAUGGGCACUGUAUGUACCGCAUCUGAGCUUGGGAAUACUUAGGGAGACUAGCCAGCUGUUUGGUCGUGCCCUGCACAUGAUGGACGUGAGGAGGCUAUGGAUGAAACUGAGACUCACCAAAACAAGAAACUUCCAAGAAAGGGCAAAGAACGCACUUGCAUCGGUCUCACUAGGGAAAUCUUCAUCACAAUCAGCCUAAAAGGGUGAUUGAGAGAUCCUUCAUUGUCAAUGAGCUUAGUGUAGAUUACUUUACUGUCUGUGAGAGAUCCUUUGACUGACAAGUCUGACAUGUUUCUAUAACUUUGGAGUUCCUCUGUGUCUGUGUAUGUAAAUCAUGUUUUGCAUCUUUUGUGUAUAUUUGUCUUCCAUUUUUGAAUAUUCUUGUUCCUGGUCCACUUCGUUUUGCAAACAAUUUGUUUUACGUA
Capsella rubella is the source of this 1513-nucleotide messenger RNA. RefSeq names its product 5'-adenylylsulfate reductase-like 7. Lineage: Eukaryota; Viridiplantae; Streptophyta; Magnoliopsida; Brassicales; Brassicaceae. The record is from RefSeq and is a predicted model, not a curated record. The transcript is spliced from 4 exons. The coding region runs from base 415 to 1287 and encodes 290 amino acids.